Messenger RNA from Pocillopora damicornis (cauliflower coral), 5363 nucleotides. Its product is annotated as serine/threonine-protein kinase TAO1. Gene Ontology annotation, cellular component: cytoplasm. Gene Ontology annotation, molecular function: protein serine/threonine kinase activity; ATP binding. Lineage: Eukaryota; Metazoa; Cnidaria; Anthozoa; Scleractinia; Pocilloporidae. The record is from RefSeq and is a predicted model, not a curated record. Gene Ontology annotation, biological process: protein phosphorylation.
ACCUUGUUUGAAGAUGCUUUGUCGUCAUUGUUUUUCCUCUUUCGUCUCUCAGACGUAAAUAACUAUCAGAAACGGAGACAGUUAUUAAGACCUCGUAAACUCGUCCUCGCUGUGACACUACGAUUUGGCUCGACACGAGAGAUCGAUUCGAAAAUUGCUCCGAUUUAGAUCGAUUAGUUUCCGGUAAAAGAGGGCAAAAGGAUUAUCACCCAAACCUUUCGGAACUUUUAUUCUGUAUGCCGUGUGCUUUAGACAAGAAUUCUUUGUUACGCUGUGGACAGAGGGAUCCUGAUGCGGCUAUGCCCUUGGCAGGGCAUGGAAAGGGAGGAUUCUUUAGGAAUUCGGAAUAUUCGGGCUUGUUUGAUGAGCAAGACCCAGAGAAACUCUUCAUUGAUCUGAGAGAAAUUGGACAUGGCAGCUUUGGAGCGGUUUACUAUGCCAAAAAUGUUAAAACUAAUGAGGUGGUGGCAAUCAAGAAGAUGUCCUAUAGUGGCAAACAGUCCAAUGAGAAAUGGCAAGACAUUGUGAAAGAGGUUAAAUUUCUAAAGCUCUGUAGCCACAAGAACACCAUUAGCUACAAGGGAUGUCAUUUAAAGGAGCAUACAGCAUGGCUUGUUAUGGAGUAUUGUGUUGGUUCAACUUCAGAUAUUUUAGAGGUUCACAAGAAACCACUUAGAGAAGUAGAGAUUGCUGCAAUAUGCCAAGAUGCUUUGCAGGGUCUAAGAUAUCUGCACAGAAAUGGAAGAAUUCACAGGGAUGUGAAAGCUGGAAAUGUUCUUUUGACUGAAGAUGGAACAGUCAAGUUAGCUGAUUUUGGUUCAGCAGCUCUAGCAGCUCCAGCAAAUUCUUUUGUGGGCACACCAUAUUGGAUGGCUCCUGAAGUUAUCUUAGCCAUGGAUGAAGGACAGUAUGAUGGAAAGGUGGAUGUGUGGUCAUUAGGAAUCACAUGUGUUGAACUAGCUGAGAGAAAGCCACCUCUUUUCAACAUGAAUGCCAUGAGUGCUCUCUAUCACAUUGCUCAGAAUGACCCACCAAUGCUUUCUACUCCAGAUAACUGGAGUGCAAGCUUUGUUGAGUUUGUUCAGCUAUGCUUGAAGAAGCAACCAGCUGAAAGACCCACAGCAGAAGAUCUUCUACAACAUCCAUUUGUAUCCCAACCAAGACCCACAGGCAUCCUCCUUGAGCUGAUUGAGCGAACAAAACAGGCUGUAAGGGCCCUUGACAACAUGAAUUACCGCAAAAUGAAGAAGAUGAUUAUGGGGGAUCCUACGGGGGAGUUAAGUGAAGAAGGUGACAGUUCUAUUGCAGAGACAGAAGAUGAUGAUGACAAGUCAGAAGCAUCUCUAUUCAUUGUUCCCACGUCCGCAUGCCAUGUAAACUUUGAUGGGGUGUUGGAGGAAGGGGACGGCCCUUCGGCAUCUGAGGACAGCUUGGCCUUCUCUGAAGACUCCUUAUCUUCGUCAUCGUCAUUUCUUCACUUCAGAUCUUCACAGAGCGCCGAGAUGGAUAAGAACAAGAAAGCGAGUGUGAGCAGCACAGCUAGUGUUGCUAGCAGCACAGACAGUAUACCAGGAGCCGAGCAAGAUAAUGAUACAGCUGCGGCUGGAAUUUCAUCGUUUGCUGCUUCGUCUAUCAGUUUGCAACAACAUCGUGAAGACGAUGACAGGUUUGCUACCAUUCGCCCGCAAAACCUGAUCGCCCGACAGCACCAGGAGCAUAACAGGCAGGGCGAUGAAAUGAGGGAUCAGCUAGAAGUGUACAAGAAGCUUAGGCAGACUCAUCAGAGGGAAGUACUUGUACUCGAGAGCAGGCUACAGAUGGAAAUGAAUGAUCACCGCAGGAAUCUUGAUAAGGAAUAUGAUCAGCAGGUACACCAGUUUGAAAGAGACUUGGAAAAACUACGGACCAGACACAAGACUGAAAUGGAACAAAAGCUGAAACAGAUGUCAGCAGACGAGAGGAGGUUACUGAAACACAUCAAAGAUAAACACGACAACGACAUGAAAAUAUUUCUUUCCGAUCAGAAGGCGGCGUACAAAGCGGCUAAGAACCAGUUUAAAAAGGAUCAGAGCAACCGUAUGUCAUAUCAAGGCCAGAAAAAUUCAUUACAUGACCGGCAAGAGAGAGCGCUGCGAGAAAAAGUGCACGAACAUGAAAUUGUGCGCAAUGCUGAACUAAGAAAGUUCCGCCGCGAACAACUCCUGCAGCGACAGAACUUGGAAAAAGUGUUACUUACCGAGGAGAUGAACAAGCUGAAUGAGCAGAAGGAAUUGUCGCACAUGAUGUUGAUAAGACAUCAUGAAUGUACUCAGGACAUGGAGUUCAGACACUUGAGCUCAGUACACAGACUGAGACGAGAUCAGCAGCAGAACCAGCACCAAACAGAGUGGAACAGUCAAGUGGAAUACAACAAACGGGUCGAGAUGGAACUUAGAAAGAGACAUUUGUUUGAACUCAAAAUGCAGCCAAAAACUCUCAAGGCGCGCGAAAUGCACAUCAAGAAGCAAUACAGAAACGCGAUAAAGACACAGACGCUACAGUAUAAAGCUCUGCAGAAACAAAUAUUGGAGAAAGCACCGAGGGAAAAACACAAGGAACUCACCAAGCAACUGCGCGAGGAGAAGAUGAGAAAGAUGGCAGAUCUCUCCCUUCAGUACGAUCAGAGCAUUUCUGAGAUGUUGCAGAGACAAACGUUGAAGCUGGACGAAGACCAAGUGCGCGAACAGGAAAAUCUACGGGUCAAGCUGCAACAGGAGCAGGAGUUACUGAGCGCCUACCAGAGUAAACAGACCAUGCAACUAAGGGCCCAGCACGAGCGCGAAGAGAAGGACCUACAGGAAAAGGUCUCGGUUAGAAGGGCCCUUCUGGAAGAAAAGAUGUUUCAAGAGACAACUCGCCUGCAGGACUUUAGAACGCAAAAGCAGGAGGAGCUAGAACUUAAGCACGUCAAGGAGCUGGAAGAUUUUGACACUAACUCUAGUAUGGGUAGUAGUGGGUCGAACACGCUCUCGUUGAAACAUAGGAGUACCAGCAGUAUUAGUACUGUGAGUAACUCCAGCACGUCAAGCACAAGAAGCACAGAGAACAACGGCACCGUGGUGCAACAGCAGACCAAUGACGAAAGGCUACAGGUCAGCGCUGGCCCCUUACGGGUGUAACCAGCUGCAGUGUAGGACGAUAUGUCCUUUUCAUUACAUGAAGUAUACUGCGUAAUUAAUACUCACUAGAGACCGGCUUCACGGUGGCGGAAAUGAAAGGGAAAUGUUAUUAUAUUCAAAGUCUUAAUGGAAUAUAUUGAGCGUGGUUCCUCGGGGUUUCGUCCAUGAGACAAUCACGCAUAGUUCAUGUCUUUGCGCGGUAUCCGCGCGUGUAUGCGGCAGGGAUGAAACUUAGCCUCUUUGCAAAUGCUUCUGUGUUUUGUAACAAGUCAAGGAGGGCGUAUAAUGUUAUUAUUGUGACUUUAAGACACGUUAUCUUCAAGUGGAGUUAAAUUCGGCGAGGAAUUCUGUAUUGAGAGCAGCGCGGUCUAUAAAAAUUCAUUUUUGUGAGUGUUUCUUAUGGACGGCGCAACGGGCAUAUUGUUCUAUUACCUCUGCUGUUCUUGUGUCUUUGUUGUUCGACUGUGCAUUCCUACCGUUUCGUUUCCCAAAUAUGAAGUCAACGUGGGUCGCUGUACUGAAGCAUGGCAGAUGGAGAAGGGACUUUGGACCUGUCAAGAAGUCACCGUAUUUCGGAGCUUAUUCCAUGAAGUUUUCACGAUUACAAGAGAUAAUUUCCUGCAAGUCACCAGUAAGAGUGAUAAUUGCGUUUUUAAGAAAGAGCUCUCACGACUUGAGCCAGAUAUAUGUUGUCUAUUUUUGUAUAAUAUCCAAAGGGUUUGUUCGAUAUUUGCUUAUAUCAGUUUUUCUCUCUUCUUUUAUUGUUAGCUUUGAUUGUUCAUUGUUUGACUUAAUUUUCGAUGCAUCAUUUGAGAAGUGUUCGUUGCCUUUUGGAGACCCUGUCAUCUUAAAAUCUCAUGCCUUGGGUUGACACUUGACGCGGAGUGUUUAAGGUGUACGAAUCCCCCUUAUGAUGAGGCAUGAAAAAGACCUUUUUCUCAGAAAUUAGGGAUCUAAGAUAAAUGUUCGGAAAAGAAAAAACCCUGUAUCAACUGGUGUCUGUUCGUCAUGAUUUGACUGAAAUGUGGAGUAUUUGAGGAAUUGAUCACUAAAGGAAAAUGUAUUAUUAUAUUUCAAAAUUAUGAAGUUUUGUCUAUUCACAAUUACUAUGAAGUCCGGAAAUUUUUUUGUCGUCCACAUCAGGGCUUUUGCAGGGUAAAUAUUUCCUGUGAAUUUAAAAGCAGUCAAGGCUGACAAAUCAAAAAAGAAGUUCAGUCAGUGAACAGUGUAUGAAUAAACUUAACUUUUUCUCACCCAACCGGGUCUGAUAGUUCAAAAUACGACGAACGUUAAUCCAGUAUUGGAUGUCAACAACUUUGUCAGUUUUACAUUUCCCAUCGCCUAUUUCAUCUUGCAGUUUUAGAUAAGGAAAUCGCUGUCGUUCAAAAUCAACAGCAUAACCUAGCAAAUGAUCUGCAAAUAGUUGUGGUAAACAGAAGAAUUUAGCGCACUUAAUAUUUUUGAAACGCAUUCUUGAUCAUUGGAACCUAGAAGUAUUGCGAUUAUUUCGUAGACUUGAGAGUUUUCAAUAGGUUCUUUGAGCAGCGCCAUUCUUAUUAGAUUAACAUUCCCAAUGAAUAGUGCUCACCAUAAAUGUAUGGUGAAACUGUGAAGGUAACUUCUGAGUCGAUUCAUGCGAGUAAGACAAGAAAACGGAGAGUCUCUCUUAAAUAUACAAAUCGCUCAUUUAAAAUUCUUGGAUCAGCACCAUAGUAUUUUGAACUCCCAGGCCCGGUUUCUCAUAUUUUUUGAGAACAAGUUAUUUUAUCAUUUUCCCCUUAAACAAAAAGUUUAAAAAAAAGCACGAUUACAAUUGAGUUGUCAUACUUUUUUGGCAUUGAAUAAUCUCUCUGUUUCUUAUUAGUGGAAGUUAGUUUUAAUGAAGAAAGGAUAGUUAUUAACAAUUUACUGCCUUGAAAGUCGUGCGUAUUUAAGUUAAUGAUAAGCGGUAUCAUUUUGCUGUAGCUUGUCCACGUUGUUAUCCUCAAAGACAGUUCAUUGAUAUGUAAAUACCUAGUCACGGGGACUUCGAAGUUUUCUUUUUUUCCCUUUGGAUGCAGGUACGAAGUUGCUGUCUCUUUUCUUGUUAAAUUCCUUAACAGAAGUCAACAGUGUCAAGAUGCUGUCAUCUGCAUGUAAAUAUUUUAAGCCAAUGAAUUUGAAUUAUUAACUGAAAGUAGGCAAUAAAGAUUUUAUUUCAUCCGU